AUGACUGGUACUACUGCUAAUCACACUAUCGAGAAGCUGAGACAUUGCUUUGCAACUUUCGGACUUCAAAACACUGUUGUUACCGAUGGAGGACCACAAUUUAGAUCUGAAGAAUUUGAUAGUUUAUUGAAAACUAUUGGAGUUCACCGCAUAUUUACUCCUCCGUAUCAUCCUGCAUUCAACGGUCUUGCUGAACGAGCAGUUCAGACAGUCAAGGAUGCGUUCCGCAAGCAAAUGCUUCAUGACGCCAAGCAUAACUGUUCCCGAAGUAUACAACAUUGUAUAGAUUCGUUCCUCUUCGUUUAUCAAAACACCCCACAUUCUAUCACUGGCAUGACACCUUCAGAAGCUAUUUUUAAAUACAAACCUAAGACCCACCUGAACCUACUAAAACCCCAUCUGGCAUCAGAAAUGGAAGUGAAGCAAGAUAGUAUCACUAAAUUGGCUAACAAAAAUCGAGGGAAGCCUAGAAACUUCAAUUUGGGAGAACAGGUAUUAGUGCGUUCAGUACGCAAGGAGAUUAUAUGA
Macrosteles quadrilineatus (aster leafhopper) is the source of this 528-nucleotide messenger RNA. RefSeq lists its product as uncharacterized. The coding region runs from base 1 to 528 and encodes 175 amino acids. Gene Ontology annotation, molecular function: nucleic acid binding. The record is from RefSeq and is a predicted model, not a curated record. Gene Ontology annotation, biological process: DNA integration. Lineage: Eukaryota; Metazoa; Arthropoda; Insecta; Hemiptera; Cicadellidae. The transcript has a single exon.